Papilio xuthus (Asian swallowtail) is the source of this 511-nucleotide messenger RNA. RefSeq lists its product as uncharacterized. Bases 38 to 511 code for a protein of 157 amino acids. The record is from RefSeq and is a predicted model, not a curated record. NCBI's taxonomy places the organism in Eukaryota, Metazoa, Arthropoda, Insecta, Lepidoptera, Papilionidae. The transcript is spliced from 3 exons.
UGUACUUUGUCUAAUCCCCAGGUGCAAUAGAAUAACCAUGAAUAUUAUGUUACAGGGUUUACCCAAAAUAAACUUCGACCCUAAAUCCUUAGCGUUUGGUGGAGCUAUGGUGAUUGUGACCAGUUUACUAGCGUCAGUGUUCAGCAAGGGUAUUACUGUACCGAACCAUCGAUAUAGCAGACAAGAUGAUUAUAACAUGCCAGAUGGGUUUAUUGAUGUUGCCAAUAUAAUAAUAUCUAACGGUCAAAGUUGUCCCGCUCGACUUGCCUGCUGGGCCGGUCGGACUGCCAACAUAAGAAAUCUUAAUACUUGGAAGAAAAUUACCAGAAACCAGCUACUGUCAUCCAUGUUCAACACAACGUCAGUUGAAGAUGCAUACAGAGCUGGUAGAACUGGAGGAGAUUGCAACACCUUCAGACCUUGCCCAUUAAAUGAAUAUCAGUUGACACAAAUCAUAGACAAUAUAUCAUCUUAUAGAAACACUUUUAUAUCGAAUAUUGACAAUAAUUAA